This is a messenger RNA of Zootoca vivipara (common lizard), 1302 nucleotides long. The record is from RefSeq and is a predicted model, not a curated record. Lineage: Eukaryota; Metazoa; Chordata; Lepidosauria; Squamata; Lacertidae.
AUGAUGGAGGAUAUUUAUCACAAGUCACUUGAAAAUGAAGCAGUUGGACAGUUAACUGCAUUCUUGUCCAAUGAAACAAUGCCACGGGACAGCAUUGGCGUCAGCAGCAAGAAUAUCACCCUGAAUGCAGGCCAAUGCUCUGAAGAACAUGUUCUGAAAUGCACAUUCAAGGCCUGUGAUCCAGAACAAACAGGAGAGGUGUCUGUCUUCCGAAUCAUUGAAUACUUGCAGGAGAUGACAGGGCAAAACUGCGAAGACUGGAGGUUUCGGUCCCUAUAUAAGAGGUUGGACCCUCAAGAGAGAGGGAUUGCUGUUGAUUUUUCUACCUUCUGUGCAGUUAUGAAAGAUUGGAUCUCAGACUGUCGACAAGAGGGGGAAGAUGCUGUAGACCUAACAAACAGCAUCCAAGAUCUGCAACAUGGCAACAAGAAGCUAGCAGUGCAGAACAUCAAGCUGCAAAAGACUAUUGAGGCUGCAGAAGAGCUCAACUCAAGACUCUCUGAGGAGAUCUGUGACCUGAAGGGGAAGCUGAGAGGUCUUUAUUACAGCACCCAACAAGCCUUGGAACAAGCUAGGGUCAUGGCAAAUGAAUUAGAGGAUCUGAAGGUUUUCGCAAAAAGUCUGGAAGAAGAAAAUAGUAAACUGCACACACAAGCCCGACAGCUGGUAAAAGAGCAGCAGUUCCUCUCCGUUCAAAUGGAUAAAGUGCAGGAGAUGAACAAGAAACUGCUUCUGGAGAAGGAAAGCUCAAAGUGUAAAAUCAAAGACCUGUUUUCAAAGAAGGCUAAAAUGAAGUCCCAGAUCUCUGAAUACGAAAACCUUAUCUCCUGCAAAGAUGCUGCCCUAAACGAGAAAACAAAACAUGCUGAAGAACUAACAGUCACCUUGGAUGAAUACAGAAUGGUAGUGCAGGAACUGAAACUGGAGGUCAGCAGACUUCAAGAACACCUGUCCCAAUCCUAUCAAGACCAAUACGUGCUGCCAGGAGAUUUCCUAGAAAAUGUGAAGACCUGCUCACAGGCCCCUGCACAGCCACUCUGGAUAGAAAUUGAAGAAUCACAGAAACAGUUUGGCGAGGAGGCUGGUUUGCCUAGUCCUUUGUGUGGGAUGUUGACAUCUUUGGUGACAGAUCCAUUGGCUUCAGGAGACACUGGAUCUUUGGCAGACAGGGUUUCUUGUCUCAUCCAGCUGCCUGUUACUGCACAUCCUUUGGAAUCUGGUUCUGCUAGGGCUCCCUGCAUUCAUUGCACUGCUUGCCAUGUCCUUCGUGCUACCGUUCAACCAGCAACCUGCCUGGGCUGA